AUGGGCAAUGUACAGCACACCGCCCCCACAAGUCAGAAGGGCACCACUUCGGCUGUCAGGUGCACCGGAGAGACGACCCGCAGGGCGAUACCGCUGGACAAAAAAGGAAAGACUCUACUUCUUCUUUGGCGCCUUCUUCACUGCCUUCCUGGGAGCCUUCCUGGCCGCCUUCUUCGCCACGGGCUUCUUCGCCGCCGCCUUCUUGGUGGCCGGUUUCUUUGCAGAUGGCUUCUUGGUGGCUGGCUUCUUGGUGGCUGGCUUCUUGGUAGCUGGCUUCUUGGCUACCUUCUCCUGAGCGGCCUUAUUGGAAUUUUUUUUUGA
Messenger RNA from Trypanosoma rangeli, 321 nucleotides. RefSeq lists its product as uncharacterized. Bases 1 to 321 code for a protein of 106 amino acids. NCBI's taxonomy places the organism in Eukaryota, Euglenozoa, Kinetoplastea, Trypanosomatida, Trypanosomatidae. The transcript has a single exon. The record is from RefSeq and is a predicted model, not a curated record.